AUCAUAAACUUUUUUUAGAGAGAGAGAGAGAGAGAGAGAGAGAUAUUAGAUGGUGGGAGAGGAGGAGAUGGGGAGAGGGUUUAAGAGAGGGUUUUAGGUCCACCAACUGGUGGUUAGAGAUUGAGCUCCUUAACCAAACACUUGAUCUUCACCAUCCAAACCAGUUAAGCAGAAGCAAUUAGCCAUUGAGUUCAAGUGUUGAAUUGAAGCAGAAACAGAAGCAGAAGCAGCAAGUAGUCAAGGCAACACUUUUCCCAACUGGGUUUCAAGCAAAAGCACUUAUUAGAAAAGCAGUGUUGCCCACCAAAGCCUAAACACCACCCCCAAGAAAAAAAAAGAUAACCCCAUUUAUGGAAAAAGAGAGAAAAGUCAUCAUUUUUCUUGAGUGGCUCAGUAGAUACUGAAAAACUUAUCUCUCUCUGUGGGUGUGUGUAUGUGUGCGUGCGAGUCUCACGUGGGGUUUGAAUUUGACUCAGUGAUGGAUGGAGAAUAUCUAUGAUUGCAAAAAAGCAGAAAUUUAAAGCUCUCAAUUAUCUUCCAACACACUAAAUAUCUUUUUUUUUUUUGUUAAAUAAAUAAUAUACUUGUUGUUGUUGGGAUCGGAAAGUUUGGCUCUGAGACGAUCGGCUGAUGUUCUCUAGACUUUUCUGUUCCCCACACAACCCACAACUCUUGAGGGUUUCCAGUCUUCGGGAUGAGUAUGUAAUUGGGCUCAUAUAGCUGUUAAGGGGUUGAGAGAGCUAUGUCAAGUUACUAUACUGGUUCGAAUAGUCAAAAAGAUGCGACGCCAAUGCUAUAUUUAAGGGAACCUUUGCCUAGUUCUUAUCCAGAAGCACCUCUCGUCUCUGGUAACAUGAUGAUGUAUAUGAACUCUGGGUCAUACUCGGACGCAUUGGCUGGGAGUUCUCAGCAGCAAAACAACUUAGGCUCCGCGGUCGGGGGUUCAGAUUCCAACCAGCAGCAGCAUGAUGUCCUAUCGCAUCUUGGUGGCACGCAUGUUGGAGAGCAGGGAUUCAGUCCAUGGAGGGAGGGUAGAAAUGAGAUGCUAGUUACGCACCCCAUGGGUGGUUCUUCAGGUAUUCUUCAUGGUGGACACAACUUGCAAGGUCAGGGGUUGUCCCUCAGCCUCAGUACACAAAUCCCAUCAGGAAUGCAAAUGCCUUCUAUCUCGUACCGGAAUAACAAUAUGGGUUUUGCUUCAUUCUUAAGUCCUAAUGCAUCCGUUUCAAGUGAGGGUGACGGUAGGAAUGGUUCUUUUAGAGAUGAGCAGCCAAGAAAUGUUGAAUAUUUGCAAUCUGGUUUUCCGGGAGGCAAUCCAGAUUCAAGUAAAGGGGAUUUGUCUCCAUAUGGGAUGUCGAGUAUGGCAAGAACCAUUCCCCAUAACAAAUACCUCAAAGCAGCACAACAACUGCUUGAUGAAGUCGUCAAUGUCCAGAAAGCACUGAAGCAGCAUGAUAGAGAGAAGAACCAAAGCACACACAAUCAUCAGAAGAGUUUCAAGGAAGGAGAUGAUGGAUCAAAGAAUGAUCUUGAGAGUGGAGUAUCCACAAACCCUCAAGAGCCGGCCAGUAACCCACCGUGUGAGCUUUCACAUGCCGAGAAACAAGAGUUGCAAAGCAAGUUGACGAAGCUUCUGUCUAUGCUAGAUGAGGUUGACAGAAGGUACAAGCAGUAUUAUCAUCAGAUGCAGAUUGUUGUAUCGUCAUUUGAUGCGAUAGCGGGAAGUGGGUCAGCUAAACCGUACACAGCUGUUGCCCUGCAGACUAUUUCACGUCACUUUCGGUGCUUACAUGAUGCAAUCACAGGGCAGAUACGAGCAACCCGUAAAAGCCUUGGGGAGCAAGGUACCUCAGGAAGCAUGAAAGGAGUUGGAAUAUCUCGCCUCCGUUAUGUGGACCAGCAUCUCAGGCAGCAGAGAGCCCUUCAGCAGCUUGGCAUGAUGCAACAACAUGCAUGGAGACCACAAAGAGGUUUGCCGGAAAGCUCAGUCUCAAUUCUGCGAGCAUGGCUGUUUGAGCAUUUCCUUCAUCCCUAUCCGAAGGAUUCUGAUAAGAUCCUGCUAGCAAGGCAGACAGGCUUGACUAGAAGUCAGGUCUCAAACUGGUUUAUCAAUGCACGAGUGCGCCUUUGGAAGCCCAUGGUUGAGGAGAUGUACAAAGAAGAGGCUGGUGAUGCUGAGAUGGACUCCAACUCUUCAUCUGAGAAUACACCUCAAACAAAAAAAGGUGACAACACGAGGACCAUGGAAGACGGAGUAGAAGGUAUGCAACCUAGCGCAAGUUCGGCAGCCAUUGAGAAAUUCAGCACGGGACAAUUUAUGGAUUCCAAAUCUGACCAUUUCCAUGACGUGGAAAUGGCUGGAUCCACUGGAUAUGCCAAUUUCCAGAAUGUGACUCGUCAUGAAGCUGAAGCUGAGUACGGGCUUGUCAAGCUUAGAGAGGGGCAAAGGCCUGGUAUGGAUGACUCGAGUCUCUUUUCUGAUGCAAAUGUUCAGACUGAUAGGAACAGUGAGAGGUUUACGGCAGCUGCUGCUGCAUACCACAUGCCGGAGCUGGGGAGAUUUGGAAGUGGAAGCGGGGUUUCUCUGACACUGGGAUUGCAGCAUUGUGACGGUGGCGGUAGCCUACCCAUCUCUAGUGGGACUCAUCACGGGUUUGUCUCUGUGAGAGGGGACGAUUUAUACAACCCUGCAGCUUCUUCUGUAGGAUCUGAGACAGCAGAUUUUGAAUGCCUUGAUUCCGGGAACCAGCAGCAACACAGAUUUAGUUCCUCCCAUCUGUUACAUGAUUUCGUAGUGUGAAAGAUGCUUCAUUGCAUAUCCACAUUACUUAUAUCCAAACUAUUUUUGGGGCGGGGGAGGAAAAAAAAAAAAAACAGACAGCGAUAGGCUUUCGACUGCUUGUUGAGGAACAUUCGACUUUGCGAUGCAGAUGGUGAAAAGGAAUGUUGCAUUCCGCCAGACAUUGGAAACAUACUACUAGUACAGUUGUAAUAUAUGAAGAAAUUGAUUGAAGGUCAGCAUAUUUGUAAAGAUGAGAUACAUAUUCUUUGUUUAGUAAGUUGGAAGGGAAAAAUGUACAAUCAGUGCCAAACUCUGUUGAUGGUAUUGAAGAAAAUAGAAUAGUUCGUAAUAAAGCUUGCUGGAAAGUUGUCCGCCUGUUA
This is a messenger RNA of Pyrus x bretschneideri (Chinese white pear), 3162 nucleotides long. Its product is annotated as BEL1-like homeodomain protein 6. Lineage: Eukaryota; Viridiplantae; Streptophyta; Magnoliopsida; Rosales; Rosaceae. Gene Ontology annotation, molecular function: DNA-binding transcription factor activity, RNA polymerase II-specific; RNA polymerase II cis-regulatory region sequence-specific DNA binding. The record is from RefSeq and is a predicted model, not a curated record. The transcript has 5 exons. Gene Ontology annotation, biological process: regulation of transcription by RNA polymerase II. Bases 743 to 2800 code for a protein of 685 amino acids.